This is a messenger RNA of Penicillium robsamsonii, 1764 nucleotides long. RefSeq lists its product as uncharacterized. Gene Ontology annotation, cellular component: fungal-type vacuole membrane. The record is from RefSeq and is a predicted model, not a curated record. The transcript has 4 exons. Gene Ontology annotation, molecular function: basic amino acid transmembrane transporter activity. Gene Ontology annotation, biological process: basic amino acid transport; transmembrane transport. Bases 1 to 1764 code for a protein of 587 amino acids. Lineage: Eukaryota; Fungi; Ascomycota; Eurotiomycetes; Eurotiales; Aspergillaceae.
AUGUUUUUGAUCUACAAGAAAAUCAAGAAACGCAAUGAGCGGAAACGCCUAGAUUCCACUGUCGCAAAUGCACCAGACAAUGCAAUCGAACUAGACACAAUCGAUAUUCCACCUGACGGAAAGAAAAAGAAAACCCGCACCCCCGAACAACUUGCCGAGAAGCGACGAAAGAAUGUCUACCGCUGGAAGAUCAUCCUGGGCCUAUUCAGUCCAUACUGCCUACAAGCCCUGGAUACAACAAUCAUAGCCUCAGCUCUACCAUUCAUCGCAGAGGAUUUCAACCAAAUCAAACAACUAAACUGGAUCAUCUCCGUCUUCAACCUCACAUCCGCCGCCUUUCUCUUCUUCUGGGCCCAAUUAACCGACCUCUUCGGCCGACACAUCGUCCUCCAAUCCGCAAUCUUCAUAAUGAUGAUCGGAUCCGCAAUCUGCACAGGAGCCCCAACAUCGGCGUUCAGCGUCCUCCUCGUCGGCCGUGCACUCCAAGGCGUCGGGGCAGCAGGCGUCAACAUCUCAAUCCGCACUAUCCUCGCCGACCGUGUCUCCCUCGCCGAGUAUGCAGUCAACUGGACGAUCUUCGCUCUCGUCUCUGGUAUCGGAUUUAGUAUCGGCCCCGUAAUCGGUGGGUAUCUGACGCGGGCGUCGUGGCGCUGGUGUUUCGCGAUCAAUCUGCCUAUCGCCGUUGUAGCUAUGAUAAUUGUGGUUUUUGUUUUGAGGACCGAGCUGCAGGGUCCGCAGCCUAUUCCCGAACUCGAGGGGAGGAGCGACGUGACUUCGUCCGGACGGGUCUUCGCGAGGAUCUCGACUAUCGAUUACGGUGGUCAGAUGCUCUUCCUAUGGGGAUUUGGUCUGCUGAUCCUCGCUUUGACUUGGGCGGGUGGUACAUACUCCUGGAAAUCUGCUGCGGUUCUAGCGCCGCUGGUGCUGGGCGGGGUUCUAGCCAUUGCUUGGGUCGUGUACGAGCGCUUUAUGGUACCUGGCUCAUUGAUGGCGCGGGCGCUUCCGCGUCAGAAGGCAAUGAUGCCGUGGGAGUUACUCAGACAGCGUGAUAUUGGCUUAUUAUUCCUGGUCAAUUUCUCCGUCGGUAUAUGCAUGUUUGCUGUUAUGUAUUUCAUGGACAUAUACUUCACGCUGGUAGAAGGGUGGAGCUCUAGCGAUGCCGGUAUCGCACUGCUAUUUUUCCUUCCUGGCUUAGCCGCCGGACUUUACAUGGCAAUGUUCUCCUCCAACGUCUGGCCUCGCCAAACCCUCCCAGCCCUUUUCCUAGGCAGCAUCACAUCGGCAAUAGGGAUGACCGUGCUAGCAUGGGGCGUGAACGCAGGAAAAACAAGCGUCAUCUACGGCAUGAUGGCGCUGGUCGGCCACGGCGUCGGGAUGCGACUCAACCCGGCGUCUAUGCACGGGCUGGCGUAUUUCCCUGCCAUGACGGCGCAGAUUUCGUGUCUUUCUUCAUUUGCCGUUCCGUUUGGAGGGUUGCUUGGGUUGACUAUUAUGUCGACGGUGUUUACGAAUAAGAGCGGAGCCGGAGAGAGAGAUGCUAAGGGUGGUAUUAUGUGGGCUUUUAUUGCUAUGUUGCCAUUUAUGUGGCUGUCCGUUUUGCUUACUACCUUCCUUGGGAAUGUUUGGAUUUUGAAGAAGGGUGGUCAUGAGGUUGUUAAUAGGUCUUAUCUUUGGGGUUUGAUAUUGAGAAGGGAGCUUGUGCGGGAGAGGAGGGACCGUGGGGAGGAAGUGGGGGAUGCUGAGACGAGGAGUGGGGGAGACUGA